CCGGGGAGGCAGCGCGGGGCGGGGCGGCGGCGGCCAUGUUGCGCGGGAGGCUGGGCCGAGGCGGGUGCGCGGCGCUGAGGGCUGCUGCCCGGCAUGGAGCUGGGGCGGCUGGAGUACCUGCAGGCGCUGGUCACCGAGUUCCAGGCGACCGACAGCCCAGACGCCAAGGAGCAGGUCCUGGCCAACCUGGCCAACUUCGCCUACGACCCGCACAACUACGAGCACCUGCGGCAGCUGCAGGUGCUGGACCUCUUCCUGGACGCGCUCACCGAGGACAGCGAGGCCCUGGUGGAGUUCGCCAUGGGUGGCCUUUGUAACCUGUGUCUGGAUAAAACUAACAAAGACUACAUCUUGGAGGCAAAUGGGGUAGAGCCCGUAAUAAACUGCCUGUCCAGUUCCAACGAGGAGACAGUGAUGUCGGCAGUCACGACGCUGAUGUACCUGACAACGCCGCAGUCGCGCCAGCAGACCACGGCUCUGCCGGUGGUGGAGUGCAUGCUUCGCUUCUCUCUCUCAGCUAGCAGAAGGCUAAGCAAUCUGGCAACGGUCUUCCUUGAGGAUUACUGCACACCUCUCCAAGUGGAAGAGGCCAGGAAUCUAAGCAAACACACAGCAGUGGGGAUUCCUCUCCCUAAGGACUGAAGCUGCCCAGAGAGCAGCUUGGAGCUGUCACAAGGGAGGCCUCCCUCUUCGCUUCCCAGCCUUCCGAUUUCUGCUCAGCAGGUCAAGAGUGUGGUGGGAGCAACUUUAAACAGAUCGUCAGACCAGCGCUGGGUUUUAAUAUUAAUACAGAGGAAGGAACAGUGCUACAAAGUGAAUCAGGCUAGACAUGAAACUAAAAAAAUAAAAUUUUAAAUAAAACAGGUCAUGGCUGUUGGAGAGCAGGCUGACGAGUGCAGCCCAGCACCCAGCUUGCAAAGGUAACCUUUCCCAGCAAUUAGCCUUUGCUGCUCAUGUUAUUAUCAGACAGCCUACAUCCCUUCCAGUUCCUGGCUGUUUUUUUAUGAUUCUGAAGUGUCACAUAAACUUUAUUCUUCCUGCAGAAGAAAGAAGGCGUUUCCCUGCCCCUGCAACUUGCAGGCUUAUUAUAUCCCUUUGGUAUCAAGUAUGGCAUCCUGUCAUCAUGCCAUAGGCUCCUGGCUAGUUAAUCACUAUACAGGACAGGUCAUAGCUGUGCUUCAUAUGAGGAAGUGGAAAAUUAUAUUUCUUUCAUUAUCACUAGUGAAAAAGGUGAAGAUUUAAAAAACAGCUCAUGGCAGUCUGGCUCAAAAGAACAGCUGUCUUGUAAAACCUACUCUUAAUAAAACAUUAACUUAAA
Molecule: messenger RNA, 1318 nt
Organism: Dromaius novaehollandiae (emu)
Lineage: Eukaryota; Metazoa; Chordata; Aves; Casuariiformes; Dromaiidae
Gene: ARMC7
Product: armadillo repeat containing 7
Exons: 3
Coding region: 94-642 (182 amino acids)
Molecular function (GO): protein binding
Source: RefSeq, a predicted model, not a curated record